UAGGUGUCCCGUCAUGACGUCAGAGAUAGGCAAACAAACGCGCGAGCGCUCAGGUUAAGGUAAAGUUUAGUUAAAGACAAACUUUGUGUCCGUCCGUGAGGAGAAUGUCUGUGAGCUUUCUGCUGGAGAGAGACACGGCCAUGUACGGCAACCCCGCGAGACACCUGAACCUCGCCCAGCCUCACCUGAACGUCUACCCGAACGCCCCGUACCCGGACUACAGCGGAUAUCCCCCUGUUUCUGCCCUCGGCAAUGACCUCCAUCACACCGGGAGCGCGUGGAGUUCGGGGUUCGGCCUGCGCGAGGACUGGCCGCAGCUGUACGGGCACGGGACGGGUCACGGCGUGGAUGUGAACGUCAUUCCGCCGGUGGAACAGGGGCUGUUGAGCGGCGGACCGAGCGCGCCGGCGGAGAGGGAGGAAGCGCAGGACUGGAUGAGGCGCGCUCUCGCGAACACGGGUGGAAUGACAGGUGCAAAGACCCGGACGAAAGACAAAUACAGAGUGGUGUACAGUGACGUUCAGCGUCUGGAGCUGGAGAAAGAAUUUCAUUUCAGUCGCUACAUCACCAUCAGAAGGAAGGCGGAGCUCGCUGUGGCUCUCUGCCUAUCAGAACGACAGGUGAAGAUUUGGUUCCAGAACAGACGAGCUAAAGAAAGAAAGAUGAACAAGAAGCGACUGCAGCAGGUUCAGCAGACGGCACAGCCCGGCCCAUCCGUCCACAGCAGCGUCGCCAUGGUUACCAGCACCAACAACACUUUAAUGACAGACAAUCAUAUAUCCCCUUCCAUCAAAGAGGAAUACUGAGAGAACUGAAGAUAAACAGUGAAUCUUUCACAUUGCACUACACACACAUGUUUUAUUGUGAAUAAAGCACACAGUAUUUCAAUAUUUUGUAAAGAAUGAAGAUGAUGUCAGUUCUUGAUGCUGAAUAGAGUUCUUAAUGGAUGUCUGUAUAUUGAGCGCUGAUAUCACCACUUUUCUAUGUAUAUUUGAUAUCUACUGAAUCAACAAAUGUUUACUUUUUUGUUUAUCGUUGCUUCCUAAAAGUUUUUUUGGGGCAGAUCACUAAACCAGUAAAACUUUUGAAGUGAUGCAAAAUUCUGCAUUUGAAUGGAAUGCUAACAUGUUCAUGUCCACGUCAUCUUUCUAAUAAAAACAAAGUUUUUUUAGGG
Triplophysa dalaica is the source of this 1174-nucleotide messenger RNA. It is a transcript of the gene cdx1a, whose product is annotated as caudal type homeobox 1a. The transcript is spliced from 3 exons. The coding region runs from base 105 to 806 and encodes 233 amino acids. NCBI's taxonomy places the organism in Eukaryota, Metazoa, Chordata, Actinopteri, Cypriniformes, Nemacheilidae. Gene Ontology annotation, biological process: regulation of transcription by RNA polymerase II; animal organ morphogenesis; cell differentiation. Gene Ontology annotation, cellular component: nucleus. The record is from RefSeq and is a predicted model, not a curated record. Gene Ontology annotation, molecular function: RNA polymerase II transcription regulatory region sequence-specific DNA binding; DNA-binding transcription factor activity, RNA polymerase II-specific.